Olea europaea var. sylvestris is the source of this 888-nucleotide messenger RNA. RefSeq lists its product as uncharacterized. The transcript is spliced from 3 exons. The record is from RefSeq and is a predicted model, not a curated record. Gene Ontology annotation, molecular function: nucleic acid binding. NCBI's taxonomy places the organism in Eukaryota, Viridiplantae, Streptophyta, Magnoliopsida, Lamiales, Oleaceae. Gene Ontology annotation, biological process: DNA integration. The coding region runs from base 1 to 888 and encodes 295 amino acids.
AUGCCCAUUAGAAAAGGAGGGGUAAAAUUCGCUAUCGUCGUAGUGGAUUAUUUCACUAAAUGGGCCGAGGCAGAGCCCUUUGCCACCAUCACCGAACAGAAAACAACCAACUUUUUGUGGAAAUCAGUGAUCUGCAGGUUCGGCAUACCUCACUCCAGUGUUACGGAUAAUGGAAAACAGUUCGACAACGCACGACUUUUAGAUUUUUGCGAAGAGCUCGGCAUCAAGAAACAUUUCUCAUCACCAAACCAUCCACAUGCAAACGGCCAAGUCGAAGCCAUUAACAAGAUUAUUAAGCGUAUAUUGAAAGCAAAACUCGACUUGUUUAAAGGAGGAUGGGCCGAAGACUCCCCAGUGUGUUAUGGUCUUAUCGUACUACUACAAGGACAAGCACAUGAGAAACCCCAAAUCAACAUUCCUUCGCUGCGCAUAGCUGAUUAUGACGAAGAAAGGAACUACAUAGCUCUUCGCACGGAACUUAACCUAACUGAGAAAAAAAGGAACAAUGCCAAACUCAAGAAUGUCGUUUACAAACAGCGAAACGUCAAGUACUAUAAUAAAAAAGUACGAAAAAGAGAAUUUGAGAUAGGAUCCCUCGUCUUACGGAAGGUAUUUCUCCUUACAAGAGAGAUCGACAGUGGAUGCUUAGGUCCAAAUUGGGAAGGUCCCUAUCUGAUAACGAAGGUCCUGCUAAAAGGAGCAUAUGAACUGGAAGACUUGGGGGUAGAUCCUUAUCCCAUCCUUGGAAUGUCGAACACCUUAAGCAGUACUAUCAGUGAACGGAAAAAGCCCCCUUCCCGAUCUAAGGUCGUAUGUGCUGUGACACUUAGUGGAAAAUUACUCCUAAGGAAUCUCAUAAAGUCCUGCUCCAUAUGCAGGCCGAUCUAA